AUGGGUCCUAAAAAGCAGGGACAUCUACUUGAGAUCAUUGACGAGGAUGUGCAAUCGGUUAACGCGUUCCAAGGGAGAUUAAGGAAGAUUAGUAGCAAUUCUAAUGGUCAUCAAAAUGAUGAGGAUUCAAAUCAUGAUUCAAAGAGACGCAAGGUUCAUAAAGAUGGAUCAUCGAAAUCUAGUGGUAAAGAUAAUGAUCAUCAUGACAUAAUGGAAGGAAUAAGUCAAGAAGAUUUCAGACAAUACCAUAAGGCCAAGGAUAGAGUACGAAAUUUCUACAAGGAGCAGCAUGAGAUGCAAACCAUGGCAUAUAAUUUGCAAGCUAGAGUAAAUUACAAGACAAAGACCAGGGCAAAGAUGACAAUUUGGGACGCCCUUUGUAAAUUAAGCGAACUGAUAGAUGACUCUGACCCCGAUACCGAAUUAUCACAAAUUGAUCAUGCUAUUCAAACUGCGGAAUCUAUAAGAAAGGAUGGUAAACCAAGAUGGAUGCAACUUGUCGGGUUAAUCCAUGAUUUGGGGAAAAUAUUAUAUUUCUUCGAUAGUGAAGCUCAAUGGGAUGUUGUUGGCGAUACUUUUCCUAUUGGAUGUCGAUUUGCAGAGGAAAACAUAUUUUAUGAAUUUUUCGAAGGUAACCCAGAUAAUUCCCAUCCCAUUUACUCUACCAAAUAUGGAGUGUAUGAACCCAAUUGUGGACUAAAUUCAAUUCUUAUUUCUUGGGGCCAUGAUGAAUACAUGUAUUAUAUCGCCAAGAGUCAGUCCAUAUUAAAUGAAAAGGCACUCGCGAUGAUACGAUAUCAUUCAUUUUACCCUUGGCAUCGUGAAGGUGCCUAUAGAUACUUAAUGAAUGAAAAGGAUUGCGAAUUACUCGAAGUGGUACAAGAUUUUAAUAAAUACGACCUAUAUUCCAAAUGCUCUCAAAAGUACGAUUUAAAGGAGCUAGAAAAAUACUACAGGGAUCUAAUUGACGAAUACUUCCCACAAAAGUAUGUAGAAUUUUAA
Zygosaccharomyces rouxii is the source of this 1002-nucleotide messenger RNA. RefSeq lists its product as uncharacterized. Gene Ontology annotation, cellular component: cytoplasm. Gene Ontology annotation, biological process: inositol catabolic process. Gene Ontology annotation, molecular function: inositol oxygenase activity; iron ion binding. NCBI's taxonomy places the organism in Eukaryota, Fungi, Ascomycota, Saccharomycetes, Saccharomycetales, Saccharomycetaceae. The coding region runs from base 1 to 1002 and encodes 333 amino acids. The record is from RefSeq and is a predicted model, not a curated record. The transcript has a single exon.